Molecule: messenger RNA, 1104 nt
Organism: Dermacentor albipictus
Lineage: Eukaryota; Metazoa; Arthropoda; Arachnida; Ixodida; Ixodidae
Source: RefSeq, a predicted model, not a curated record
GCGACUCUGUAUGCUUAUGGGCUAGGUUUUAAAGCCCCUUGUUUUUUCGAGGCGACAGAGAGAUUCUCGGCGGAUGGAACUGCUCACUGCGACGUCGCUUUCGUGAGAGAGCUAGCCUGUCGCAGUCUCGUGUUGGCCGUCAACUGAUCGCCCCCUCCACGACUCGCUUGUUUUUAUCACGUCCGUCUCGCACAGUCACACCCGAAAAGGUAGCACUACAGGUGCGUGAACGUCCUGCGUUUCGGUGUGUAACGCAUUCUUUGUCGGAUCGCUUCGAAGACAGCUCGCUGUUCUCUACGUCUGACAACAUCGAGCGUCGGCCUGAAUUCCCCAAGCAUCAUUGCCAAGCCGACCGGUCUCGUCCUGAGGAACCUCCGGUCAGUUGAGUAGGGGCGUUCAGCGAUGGCGUCCUGUCCGUUGUCCAUGAUCCUGGUCUGUGCCUGCGCGGCGUUGGCGGGCGAAUAUGCGGCGGGACGGCAUAUCGAGGUGACGCCUGACGGUGAAAGAGCACCUCUGCACGACAUUCUGUUCCGUCAGCAUUCCGCGCCAGCGCCCCGACAAUAUGGUCCGAUUGAGAGCCAGGGCUUCGGCAAACCGUGCCACAACAGCAGCUACUGCGAAUUGGAUCUGUGCUGCCGCCUGGAUUUGCGCUACGAGCGCACGUGUCAGCCCCGGUCGAAGAUCGGGGAUUAUUGCAUGCUGGAUUCUGGGACCAGUCGACCUUACGAUUACUACUGCCCCUGCCUAGAAGAGGGUGGACGUUGACCGUCGGUGCUCCAACGACAGCGACUGCGAUCCGGAUCUGUGCUGUCGCAUAGAUGGCGACCUCCUGCAAAGGUGCCAACCCCGGUCCAAAAUCGGGGAAUGGUGCGCCGAGGAUGAUCCAAUCGUUAGAGUUUACAUUGAAUUCUGCCCCUGCCUAGAAGGAUAUUGCCAGCUCCUGACGCAGGGAUCUUACAUAUUUGACUACGGAAAAUGCGUUCAUCGAAGCCACGGUUAACGCCCCGUCACGUCAGGAACCCAGCAGAGGCCACAGUCUUCCAAGCCUUAGCGGAACGCAGCCGCUGGAAGCGUCCGAUUAUUAAAUUAGAUUUAUUUACCUUA